Molecule: messenger RNA, 1255 nt
Organism: Dermacentor albipictus
Lineage: Eukaryota; Metazoa; Arthropoda; Arachnida; Ixodida; Ixodidae
Gene: mRpL3
Product: mitochondrial ribosomal protein L3
Biological process (GO): translation
Cellular component (GO): mitochondrial large ribosomal subunit; ribosome
Molecular function (GO): structural constituent of ribosome
Source: RefSeq, a predicted model, not a curated record
AUGGCGUGGUAUGUUGCUGCGCUCUCUCAAAUUAGGUUGUUUUCUGGGUUCUCCGCCAGUAAUGUUUUAUCGUCACAGACAUUUGCGCCGUGCGUGGCCAUCGCAUGCAACAUCCAAUGCCGCCAUAAAACGUCUACUACUGUCAAGAGGCGAAAAACGUACCCUUUCCACUGGUGGGCACCGCGCAGGAGAAAAGUGAGGGACCAGGACCACAUCCUGCCUGAGAACUACACGUUUCUCCAAGAGGUCGCACAGAAGAAAUACCUGCAGCCAGGCGAAAGUCCGCUUAGGGAAGAACCAUGGCCUGUGGCGACUUGGACGCCGGAGUCACGCAGGACCGGAGUGAUCGGUCGCAAGAUAGGCAUCUACCCCAUGUGGACAAACACGGGCAAGCGGAUAAUGACCACGUUAAUACAGGUCUUGGACAACCAUGUAAUUGACUACUUGCCUCCAGAGCAAUACGCGAAGACGCGGUUUGGUUUCCGGGCGCAGGGCCUCGGCUGCUUGAUAGUGGGUGCUGGCAGUAUUGAUCCCAUGAACUUCAAGGCACCUUACCUGAAGCUCUUUGAAAAGUCUGGCGUAAUGCCCAAAAAGAAGCUUACGCGGUUCUUGAUCACUCCGGAUGCGGCCCUUCCGCCUGGGACACCGCUGACGGCGGCCCAUUUUCGGGCGGGCGACUACGUUAAUGUGUACGGCAAGACGCGGGGCCACGGUUUCCAAGGUGUGAUGAAGCGAUGGGGUAUGAAAGGCGGCCCGGCCACGCAUGGCACGACCAAGUCACACCGGCGAUUAGGAGCCAUCGGCGGGCCCCGUGGCAUCAUCCAGAAAGGGAAGCGGAUGCCGGGACACAUGGGCCAGGAGAGGCGACUGCUCGCUGGUCUCCGUAUCUGGCGCAUUAACACACAGCACAACGUACUUUUUGUGCACGGUCCUGCGGUGCCAGGCCAUACGCUGGCGCUCGUGAAUAUCUACGACUCGAAGCAUGGCAAAAAGGGUCAUUCAGCCGAUGACCCGCCUCCAUUCCCUACGUACUUUCCUGAUGCCGCGCAGCCUUUGCCAGAGGAAAUGUACGACAAAGAGCUGCACCCAUUUGAAGCACCGUCAGUCACAUUUGAGGAUGAUGAAGUGCAAGUUAAAAAGAAAGCCAAGGUCAAGGCCAAAACCAAGGGUCGAAAGUAGUCAUGUGCUGUCUAACUGGCACUGCAACAUGAGCACGGAACUUAUUUCAUUGUAGAAUAAACCAAUGUUCACAUUA